AUGCACGCAUCAUACCACAACAACGAGCACGCGCUCCACAGCGCCGCCCUCGAGCUCAAAUACACCCACAGCACGCACCUAGUCGACAUCAUAGCCAAAGACGAGGACAUUCGCCGUCUACGCUUCGACAUACAUAUCCUGGAAGAUGAUAAUGAGGAGCUUCGUGAGCUCCUACAGCAGGAGGAGGACCGCUCGGACGCAUUUGAGAAGAUGGUGAACGAGAACCUGGCCCGCGCGGAAGAGGCAGAAGGACAGCUAGCGGAGGUGGAGGUUGAUCUACGCCAGCGUGUGCAGGAGAUUCAGGCUCUAUUAGCCGAGAGAGCCGCGCUGCAGCAUUCGAGCGAGGAUGCCACUGCUGCGCUGACGGAGAAGCUGGCCUUGACUAGAGAGUUGUCCGUUCUGAAACCCGAGCUGGAACAUUUGAAGGCGCAGGCUGCUUCAUCGGAAGCACUGAUGACGGAGAAGCUGGCACUGCAGCGACAGCUUUCCAAUAUUCAAUGCGAGCUCGAAAAUGCGAAGCGAGAGACUCAGCGCGCAUUGGCUAAGCGGAGGAAUACUGGUGUUGAGAUCGCGCAAGAAGUGCAAAUGGAUGAUUUGAAGAGACAGCUGGCGAAAGAGAAACGAGCGCGGCAGCGUGCUGAAGAGUCUGCCGAGAGCGCGUCAGGCGAUGUACAGAUUGACGACGUUCGCAAGCAAUUGACCAAAGAGCGCAAGGCGCGACAAAAGGCCGAAGACCAACUCGCCGAGGCCCAGGACGCUACACAAGUGGAAGACGUGCGGAAAGACUUGCUCAAGGAGAAAAAGGCGAAAGCAAAGUUGGAGGAGGAGCUGGAGAAGUUGCAAGCGGAGCUCGAGAAGGAACAGAAAGCGGCCGCACGAGCGACAAAACGCGCGGAUGGGAGUGCUCAGGCGGAUGGCGAAGCCGAAGAGCUGCGCAACGAGCUGGCCAAGGAGAAGAAAGAACGCGCAAAGGCCGAAAAGGCUGUACAGCAAGCUGCCUCGGACUUUGAAGCACAGAAGGCAACCCUCGACGACAAGCUCACCCAAUUCCGCAACAAGCUGAGGUCGACAAAGGACAAGCUGAAGGAAACCGAAGCUGAGCUGGUCGCCGCCCGCGAGGCCACUAAUGUCGCUCCAGCCAAGAAAGGAACGACGACCAAAGCGAAUCCCAAGAAACGCAGCGCCGCACAAAUGGAUCCCGACGCAACGACCCUCGGCACACCGGGCGACGGACCACCAGCCAAACGAGGUCGCAAAGCCGCAGCAGGCGUCGGUAACAAGUCAACCUUCACCCUCACGCCGUUCCUUAACAAGACAACGAGCGUAAUUCAGGAUGAUGACGACGAUGAUGCCGACGGAGACCAAAUCCCCAGCGACGCAGAAGCAACUCCCGUCGCAGCGGCGGCGAAGAAACAACCCCUAGCCGAACAACCAGCGAGCAAAACCAACAUCCAACCGAAGAAAGCCACCGCCGCCCAACGCAAACCAAAAGCCCUCCCCGCCUUGGAAAUGGUGACGGAGGAAAACGAGUCCGAGGACACGGCCAUCCACAAGCAAGGGCAAGAAAACGACAACCCUAACCCCAGCAAAACCACCACCCUCAAACUCAAAACCAAGACCAUCGAUGGCCCCGACGCGACCAAGACAGCCGGAGAUCCAGUCAAGCAGCGCCCGAAGAUCCGCAAGUCGCUCGCGGACUUUGCCACCUUCGCCACCGAGCCCGCGGCGGAGAAGAAGAAGAAGCGGAAACUCGGGGGUUUGGGCAAGACGCUUUUCGACGAGGAUGAGGAGUCGGCAACGACGGCGGCAGCGACGGCUGGCCCGGUUUCUAAGAGGGGCUUGUUUGGUGUGAAGGGGUUUGGUGGGUUGGGAGUGGGCGUUGGGGCGAAGAAGAAGGCUGGUGGGAUUGGGGGGAGUUUUCUUGGGGGCUCGAGAGGUGCUGCUGGUGGUGGAGGGGCGAGUAUGAUGAUUACGGCGGGCGAUGGGAGCGGGUUCGUCUUUUCUCCGCUUAAGAAGGCGAGGAGGAAUUUGGAUGAUACGCUGAGGGGGUGA
Molecule: messenger RNA, 2052 nt
Organism: Neohortaea acidophila
Lineage: Eukaryota; Fungi; Ascomycota; Dothideomycetes; Mycosphaerellales; Teratosphaeriaceae
Exons: 1
Coding region: 1-2052 (683 amino acids)
Source: RefSeq, a predicted model, not a curated record